UUGAAUUGUAAAAACUGAUUGCUGUCACUAACCACAAGCUAAUUUAGUUAGUAUUUCGUAAUGUGGAAAUCAAUUUACUUGGAUUUUAUUGUUACAACCCUUGUUUUAUUGUGUUAUUUAUGCAAUCAUUUAUGUGAUUCUCAAAAUGAGGAUAGCAACAAUGUUUCAAGACAAUUACCACCACCAGAGAAUCCGGUUUUUGCGCGAGAACAACUUUAUAUAGCUCCAUUCAGAAAGUCGCAUGACGAAGCCUUGACUUGUGGACAGUUGAUUGUAUCUCGAGGCUUCAAGUAUGAACGUCACUUCGUUACAACAGAAGAUGGUUACAUACUUCAAUUGUAUCGAAUCAUCAAUCCAAAUGCUCAAGCAGCUCGAGGAUCGAAACUUAUCCCUGUUUUAUUAGUUCAUGGAAUUUUUACUUCAUGCAGUAGUUGGAUGUUUAAUGGAUUCGAUGGAUUCAUAGAGCCAUGGGUAGACGGAAACCCGCCCAAUGUUAGAUCAAACAAUCUUGCCUUUGUUCUGGGUAAUGGUGAGUUUGAUGUUUGGGUAGCAAAUAACAGAGGAACUUCUUACUCUAUGAACCACACUCGACUCGAUCCUUAUACUGAUGCAAAGUUUUGGGACUAUUCAUUUGCUGAUAUGGGUGAAUAUGAUCUUCCAGCAAUGGUUGAUUAUGUUAUUGCUAAAACUGAACAUGAUAAAAUUGUAUACAUUGGUUAUUCACAAGGAACUCAACAAAUGUUCACUAAACUAGCACUGGAUCCAGCUUUUGCUGAUAAACUUUACCUGAAUAUAAACAUUGCGCCAAUAGCCUUUGAUGGAGAUCCUAAAGGUAUAGUCAGUCUGGCACCUAAUGAGAGGCUCUUUUAUCUGGCAUUAGGGAAAUACGUCGGUCCAGUGCCACCACUUUUAGCUGAAACUAAUGCUGGACUUACUGCCUUUUGCACGGUCGAAAUUAACAAACCACUUUGCAUUGCUGUUUAUAAUUAUCUUUUUGGUCCAGAUCGAGCAAUGAUUGAUAGGAAACGAUUUCAAGUUUUGACAAGUCAAAUUGAUUUAAUUUCAAGCAAAGAUGCUUUACAUAACCUGCAAUCGAUGCAUUUCAAUCAAACUCGUAAAUACGAUUAUGGUCGAAAAAAGAAUCAAGAAAUGUAUGGUUCAGAUGAUCCACCCAAGUAUCCAUUUGAAAAUAUACCAACGUACAAUUUGGUUCUCAUUAGUGGAUUGAAUGACUAUUUAGCUUCACAAAUUGAUGUGCAAAAGCUAAGGAACAUCUUAAGAAGAAGAAACUGCACGAAUAUUAAUGAUGAUUGUCCAGACUCGAAUAACAGACCCUACAUUGAUCACGUAAUCACCUAUCCUCAUUGGUCUCACACUGACAUCAUCUUUGGUAACCGGGCAUAUGAAUAUGCACAUUCGGUGAUUGUCAGAAUAAUACGCGAUUUCUUUGACCGAACUCAAUGAAAUAUUAUCAAAACUUUUGCCUGUAAACUUCGCUAGUUCUGUUCAAAUAAUGAUCCUUGUAUAAUUACAUUUUAAACGAAGCGAUGUAGCUAUGGACAAUAACAGAAAUACAUUUCAUCUAUCAAUGUCUUUAUAUUUUUUGCUGAAACGAAAUUUUUAAUAAUCUGAAUAAAAUUGCCUUUCAGCCUGAAUCUAAAUGACAUUUCUAGCUUUGUUGCAAAUACAAA
Molecule: messenger RNA, 1691 nt
Organism: Tetranychus urticae (two-spotted spider mite)
Lineage: Eukaryota; Metazoa; Arthropoda; Arachnida; Trombidiformes; Tetranychidae
Source: RefSeq, a predicted model, not a curated record